Molecule: messenger RNA, 1491 nt
Organism: Vollenhovia emeryi
Lineage: Eukaryota; Metazoa; Arthropoda; Insecta; Hymenoptera; Formicidae
Product: RNA polymerase II degradation factor 1-like
Exons: 6
Coding region: 1-1491 (496 amino acids)
Source: RefSeq, a predicted model, not a curated record
AUGAAAGAGCUUGGUAAACAGAUGAUUGACAGUAAUUUUAACUUUCUCUCUCGAUUACAGAAAGUCUAUUUAAUAUUGGGUCUGCUGGUAGCAGCGACGUGUGCCGAGAAGAAAAUUAAUUUAGAAGAUAUAGAGAGAGAUAAUCUGAGGGCGGAGGGUAAGACCAAGCCCGAAAGCAUCCAGACUGAUGAGACGAAAUAUAUCGCCAAGCCCAAUCAGCAGCAGUAUCAAAUACCAAGCCAAUAUAAUACUUUGAGUCAUCCCGAACUGUACGCCCCACCUCAGCAACUUCAGGAUAUAAAAUAUAGCCAGGUGCCACCUGAAGAAUACGUUCAACCCAAUCAAUAUGCUGUACACGAAGCACAAUACAAGCAACCAAGCCAAAUUUUGCCACAGCAAAAUAUUCCGCCGGUACAAUAUUACAGCGGAUAUCAACAGCAAGUGGAAAUACCAGCUAAAGGCAUUGCUCCUAUCGCCUUCGAACACCAGAAAUUAAAUUACCAACCGGAAAUAGCAGUGGGCAAUCACAUUCAAAGUGUUCAACAGAAAGCAGUCACGGAAAAGUACACGAAAACUGUCAAUAAAGAACCUCUUUACAUCGAUGUUCCAGUGACACAAUUGCUUCCCUAUUAUCCCUAUUUAGAUAAUAAUCCUUUGGUGGGUCUGAAAGGAGUUGGACUGGCCCAACCUCCGCUACAACUGGCUGCCAAUGCGGCUCAACAAAUUCCCUUGCCCCUGUACGCCCCCAUAUAUAAUCAAAAUCAAUUAAUCCCUCCUGUAAAAUCACCUUACGUCGGGCCAGUAGCGUUUACGACCAAGACGCCGAAGGGAUCGACUUAUGCAAUCCCAGGUAUACCGAAAAAGAAGAUCAGCCCUUUGUACGUGCAACCCCAGCAGCCGCUAGCUCAAGGAAAGACCCUGUUGCACACGCAAGCUUACAUCGCGCCUUCGCAUCCGCAGUAUGUGCAGCAAUUAGUUUACACGCAGCCUGGCUUAGUUUACAGCGAUCCCGCUGCUGCUUACAGUGAUUUUUACGCUCGUCUACCAGCCUACAUUCAGGAUAACUACCUUCGCGGACAAGUGAAUCAAUAUCAGACGCAGCAACAGUUGUACGUCGCGCCGCCAACUGGCCACGAAGCGCCGAAGGAAGUCUUGCAGGAGCAGAUCAGCCAGGACCAGCCACAGAAUUAUAUCAAGGUGCCUGAUGAGCCCAAAACUCAUUUCGUACCGCCGCAAUUCCCUCCGUAUGACUUCAAAGCCGGUAGUACGCAACUGGAAGCUGUUCGGAGCUCCUUUGAAGACGAGCAGGCUCCGCCGGUGCAAGAUCAUUCCUUGCCCUCGGAGCCAAGGUCGUUACUUGACACGUACAUUCCAAGCCAAGUCAUUGCUGCGCAGGACAGUGCCAGGUACAAAGAACGACCGAUACAGCUGGAAGGGGGCUUCCUCCCGUCGAAAGCGAACUUCGCGCUUAAGAAGCGCAAGUCCGAGUGA